This is a messenger RNA of Cordyceps fumosorosea ARSEF 2679, 1599 nucleotides long. Its product is annotated as maltose permease MAL31. Gene Ontology annotation, cellular component: membrane. NCBI's taxonomy places the organism in Eukaryota, Fungi, Ascomycota, Sordariomycetes, Hypocreales, Cordycipitaceae. Gene Ontology annotation, biological process: transmembrane transport; carbohydrate transport. Gene Ontology annotation, molecular function: carbohydrate:proton symporter activity. The transcript is spliced from 3 exons. The record is from RefSeq and is a predicted model, not a curated record. Bases 1 to 1599 code for a protein of 532 amino acids.
AUGGACGCGGAAAAGAAAUACGACGGUGCCAUUCAGGCGGAGCACGUCGACGACCUCGUGGUGACGGACAAGGUCAAGGCGGCGGCCAAGACGGCGACCCAAGUGGCCCAUGAGCUGUCUCUCCAGGAUGCCAUCAAGGCCUACCCCAUGGCCAUAUUUUGGUGCUUGAUGGUCUCCAUGUGCUACGAUACCAUCCUCAUCGGCAACUUUUACGCGUACCCCGAGUUCGCCAAAAAGUACGGCCAGUUCGUCGACGAUAAGGGCCGGCACCAGCUCUCCGCCUCCUGGCAGGCCGGUCUCGGCAACGCCUCCCAGAUCGGCUGCUUCCUCGGCGUCGCCGCCACCGGCGCCCUCGUCUCCCGCUUCGGCCAGAAGCGCGUCAUCCUCGCCGCCCUCCUCCUCCUCUCCUCCCUCAUCUUCGUCACCUUCUUCGCCUCCUCCAUCUCCAUGCUCCUCGCCGGGCAGCUGCUCUGCGGCCUGCCGUGGGGCGUCUUCGUCGCCUGCGCGCCCGCCUACGCCUCCGAGGUGCUCCCCCUGCGCCUGCGCGUCUACCUCACCAGCUGGACCAACAUGUGCUUCAUCGUCGGGCAGCUCAUCGCCGCGGGCGUGCUCGCGGGCCUGGUGGGCAGGCCGGACGAGUGGGGGUACAGGAUCCCGUUCGCGCUGCAGUGGGCGUGGCCGGCGCUGCUGGUGCCGGUGCUGUGCUUCGCGCCGGAGUCGCCGUGGCACCUGGUGCGCGUGGGGAGGAGUGAGGAGGCGCGCAAGGUGCUGGCGAGGCUCCAGCGGAAGUCGACGGUGUCGGAGAGGCUGAGCCCGGAGACGACGCUGGCGGAGAUUGUGCACACCAACGACACGGAGGCGAGGCUGAGCGCGGGUACCGGCUACCUGGACUGCUUCCGGGGGACGGAGCUGCGCCGGACGGAGAUUGCGUGCGUCGUGUUUGCCGGGCAGGUCCUCUCCGGCUCUUCCUUUGCGUACAACUCCACCUACUUUUUCCAGCAGGUCGGCCUCGACACCUCGCAGACCUACUACCUCAACACCGGCGGCACCGCCAUGGCCCUCGUCGGCACGCUCGUCAGCUGGUUCGCCAUCAUGCCCUUCCUCGGGCGCCGCACCACCUACCUCGCCGGCAUGGCCGCCAUGUGCGCCACCCUCCUCACCAUCGGCCUCCUCCAGGUCUGGGGCUCGUCUCACCAGGGCGUCGGCUACGCGCAGGCCGUGCUCACCCUCGUCUGGACGUUCGUGUUCCAGCUCUCCGUCGGCCAGCUGGGCUUCGCGAUCCCGGCGGAGAUUGGGUCGACGCGGCUGCGGCAGCGGACCAUCUGCCUGGCGCGCAACUCGUACUACGUGGUGGCGAUCGUGUCACAGGUGCUGCAGCCGUACUUUAUGAACCCGGGCGAGCUGGACCUGAGGGGGUACACGGGGUUCGUCUGGGGGGCGACGGCGUUGGCGGUGCUGGUGUGGGCGUGGUUUAGGCUGCCGGAGUCGAGAGGCAGGACGUACGAGGAGUUGGAUAUUCUGUUUGCAAGGCGCACGCCGACGCGCAAGUUUGCGUCGACGAGGCUCGACGACGGCGAGGGCGAGCCUGGUACUGCAUAG